CUCUCUGCCGCCGUCGCCGUCACCAGAGUUACUCAUCGUGGUUUGUCAAACGCUAGCGAGGCUCAUGUAUCGGACGAUCAUGCCUUCGAAUUCUACGUUUAAAGACCUCUGUCUAGAUUUAGGGGUUUUGCUUCUAGGGUUUAUCGUUAUCUGAGGUUUUUCUGUGUACCGUAUGUUCGGUCACGUUUUCUCCAGAAGAACGAGCUUCCUGGUACGUUGCUUUCACGUUGCUAAGAAAUUCUCGAAUCCUGAGCCGGAAGAUAUUCUCUUUAGUGCUCUCUGUUUGAAUUUAAGACAGAGAAGAUGGAACACUCUUCAUCAAUUCUCCUCGAGUCUCACAAAUCCGUUGAUAAGUCGAGUUCUUCGCGAGUUUCGAAGCUCGCCGAAGUUAGCUCUAGAGUUCUACAAUUGGGUUUUAAGGAGUAACACUGUGGCUAAGUCUGAGAAUCGAUUCGAAGCCUCUUGUGUGAUGAUUCAUUUGCUGGUUGGUUCGAGAAGAUUUGAUGAUGCUUUAUCAAUAAUGGCGAAUUUGAUGUCUGUAGAAGGUGAAAAGUUGAGUCCUUUACAUGUUUUGUCGGGUUUGAUUCGAAGUUACCAAGCUUGUGGUUCGAGUCCUGAUGUGUUUGAUUCAUUGGUUAGAGCUUGUACACAGAAUGGUGAUGCGCAAGGAGCUUAUGAAGUGAUUGAGCAGACGAGAGCAGAAGGUUUUUGUGUUUCUGUUCAUGCGUUGAAUAAUUUUAUGGGUUGUUUAUUGAAUGUGAAUGAGAUUGAUAGGUUUUGGAAGGUUUACAAGGAAAUGGAUUCUUUAGGGUAUGUUGAGAAUGUGAAUACAUUUAAUCUGGUUAUAUAUUCGUUUUGUAAGGAGAGUAAGUUGUUUGAAGCGUUAUCUGUGUUUUACCGGAUGUUGAAAUGUGGGGUUUGGCCUAAUGUUGUUAGCUUUAAUAUGAUGAUUGAUGGAGCUUGUAAGACGGGUGAUAUGAGAUUUGCCUUGCAGCUUUUAGGGAAGAUGGGAAUGAUGUCUGGAAACUUUGUUUCACCUAAUGCUGUGACGUACAAUUCUGUUAUCAACGGGUUUUGCAAGGCCGGGAGAUUGGAUUUGGCGGAAAGAAUCCGUGGUGACAUGGUCAAAUCAGGUGUUGAUUGCAAUGAAAGAACCUAUGGAGCUUUGGUGGAUGCGUAUGGUAGAGCUGGAAGCUCAGAUGAAGCCUUAAGGUUGUGUGAUGAGAUGACGAGUAAGGGACUUGUGGUAAAUACAGUUAUCUAUAACUCUAUUGUUUAUUGGCUGUUUAUGGAAGGUGACAUAGAAGGAGCUAUGUCUGUGUUGCGUGAUAUGAAUAGUAAAAAUAUGCAAAUUGAUCGAUUUACUCAAGCCAUUGUUGUCAGAGGUCUAUGCAGAAACGGAUAUGUAAAGGAAGCUGUUGAGUUUCAGAGACAGAUUUCAGAGAAGAAGCUCGUGGAAGAUAUAGUUUGUCACAACACGCUUAUGCACCAUUUUGUAAGGGAUAAAAAGCUGGCGUGUGCUGAUCAGAUUCUAGGGAGUAUGUUGGUUCAAGGUUUGAGUCUCGAUGCGAUUUCGUUUGGUACUUUGAUUGAUGGAUACCUAAAGGAAGGUAAGUUGGAAAGAGCUCUCGAGAUAUAUGAUGGUAUGAUCAAGAUGAAUAAAACAUCGAAUCUUGUGAUUUACAAUUCAAUUGUGAAUGGAUUAAGUAAAAGAGGAAUGGCUGGUGCAGCUGAAGCAGUUGUGAACGCUAUGGAAAUCAAGGACAUUGUAACUUACAACACGCUGUUGAACGAGUCUCUCAAAACCGGGAAUGUCGAAGAAGCUGACGAUAUCUUAUCUAAAAUGCAGAAACAGGACGGUGAGAAAUCGGUUAGUCUUGUGACUUUCAACAUUAUGAUCAAUCACUUAUGCAAGUUUGGUUCUUAUGAGAAAGCGAAGGAAGUUUUGAAGUUUAUGGUUGAAAGAGGUGUUGUUCCGGAUUCUAUAACAUAUGGAACUUUGAUUACAUCGUUUAGUAAGCAUCGCAGUCAAGAAAAAGUCGUUGAGCUUCAUGAUUACUUGAUUCUUCAAGGAGUUACACCUCAUGAACAUAUAUAUCUAUCUAUAGUUCGUCCUCUUCUUGAUAGAGAAAAUGGAAGGCCUUAGUCAACAAAGCCAAUGAAAGCUUGUUUCAGUUUUAGGAAGAAACUACUGAACUGUCCAGAGGGUUUGUUUUGGAGGUACGGUACGGAUCAGAUUCGUAUCCUGUUCGUACACGUGGACCCUUGGACGAUUCUUUGUAAUCAACGGUCAGUGUUGGAAACAGGAUCGCUUGACGUGGACCUGUAAAGCGGGGAUUGUCUGACACGUGGCGCUAAUGCACCGGCCAAACAAUUUGGUUGUCACGAGCUAUUACGAUACUUUCCACGUGAUUUGUUUAAGAUUAGCCGUCCAGAUUAUGUAAUGUUGGUAGACACCGUAAGGAAUAUAAUCUGAGAAGCAGACGAAUAUUAUUUUCCACAUUAUACAAACAAAUGGCUGCGUGUGAGAGACUGCGAUUGUAAAAUCUGGUGUUGUUAUUUUGCUAGAUGUCAACAAAUCAGAGCACCAUUGGUUUAAUUUCAUGAAUAAAAGCCACUGUUAUGAUAAAUAUAAUAAUAUUAAUC
Arabidopsis thaliana (thale cress) is the source of this 2646-nucleotide messenger RNA. Its product is annotated as Pentatricopeptide repeat (PPR) superfamily protein. Lineage: Eukaryota; Viridiplantae; Streptophyta; Magnoliopsida; Brassicales; Brassicaceae. Gene Ontology annotation, cellular component: mitochondrion. The transcript has a single exon. The record is from RefSeq and is marked reviewed. Bases 173 to 2146 code for a protein of 657 amino acids.